Sitophilus oryzae (rice weevil) is the source of this 3658-nucleotide messenger RNA. RefSeq names its product transducin beta-like protein 2. The record is from RefSeq and is a predicted model, not a curated record. Bases 359 to 2215 code for a protein of 618 amino acids. Lineage: Eukaryota; Metazoa; Arthropoda; Insecta; Coleoptera; Curculionidae. Gene Ontology annotation, cellular component: endoplasmic reticulum; nucleus. The transcript has 6 exons. Gene Ontology annotation, molecular function: exonuclease activity; nucleic acid binding; protein binding. Gene Ontology annotation, biological process: endoplasmic reticulum unfolded protein response.
AAUGAAACCAAGCCACACGCUACAAAUUAUCCAGUUGCUUUUAGUCGUUCGUUUAGUUUUAACGUUGAUUGUACUUUGGGCAUAACGUUUCCAACGGUUUUAUUGAUAUUUAGCAAAGCUGUAAAGAUGAAAUUUCGGUUGUUAUUGUGCGUAAAUUAUGAGUUCGCGUUGCCGGUUAUCUCAAUGCAAUUUUAACACUGCCCGCCUUCACAGAUGUUUCGCCUCGACCGAUGUUAUGGUAACAGUACUGCAUUCAUCGGCAUUUGAGAGAUAGUUGGUUUACCGCGUGGUCGUAACUUUGGUUUACUCUUUCGUUUUGGUUUUUUAUAUAGUUUACAAAAGUAUACUAACAUAGAACAUGGAUAGUGCUCCGAAUAAGGUCUCUUUGGGGCCGACAGUUCUUUUAACCAUUUUCGUCGGUCUUGGUGUGGCCGUUUUCGUGUUUUUUAUCAAAUGGAUUAAGCGGGAAAGCCCUAGAGUUGGCUCUGGAAAAGACGGGAAGCCUGGAAAAUCCAAAUCAUCUGGUGAAUUAUCUGGAAAGCAUUCAAAGAAAGAACAGACCAGUUCGGCAAAAACGGCAUCAUUAAAGAAAAAACUUACAGAAAGAGAGAAUAGAAGGAAUAACAGAGCUAGCGAAAAAGGAUUUAGACAUCCUUGGUUAUUAGCAUCUCUUAAAGGCCACACUGGUAGAGUUUUAGAUAUGGAUUUUGCAGCAAAUGGAAAAUAUUUAGCUUCAUGUGGAGAUGAAGAUCCUGAUCCUGGCGAUUAUUCAUCCCUUAAUGACAGUUCGUCUAGCUCUUCCGAUUCUAAUCCGAACAGCUCGCCAACCAGCCCGAGCGUGAGCCCUGUGAAAGGCCUGAGCCGGCGGCAGCGAAAGAACAGAAGGCGCGACAACCAACAGUCGACGAAGGAGGAAAAUAAUAAGUCGAGCGACUCGAAGAAAAGUGGAAGGCUGCCUAGUAAAAAAUUUUCAAACCAAAUAUCGUCUGUCGGUAGCCAGUAUGAAAUUGAAAGUUUAAAAUUUAGUCAACUUUCAUUCACGCCAUUAGAACAAUACAAACUGUUAAGUAUCGAUGAAGACACUUUUGUAACUUUUCUAAGAACCUAUGCCCUAAAACAUGAGAAUAAAACCAAAUUGGGAUAUCCCGUUCGUCCAGCGAAGAAACCACAAAUUUCUUCUUAUCAAGUGUCUACUUAUCAAACAGAUUAUGGCCACUACUAUUACCAUUCAGACUAUACCGACUAUACUGCCAAUUACUAUUUGGAUGUUCAUGCUGCCGAGUUUGUACCAGCGUACGACUCUGGAGAUUCAGGGAAUGGUAGUGAAAUUUCUGGUAAUUGCAGCGAAGAGGAUUGUAGCAGUAGCAGUUCCGACACUUCAGAAGAUCUGCCUGAUGAACGUUAUCCCCAUUUAGUCUCUGGCACAACUUACUACAAGGGUAUUAAACAGCGUAUCUGCGUUAGGUGCGGCAAAUUUUUUUUCACCACUGCUUGUGAUUAUGUCAGUUUGGAGGGCUGUCAGUAUCAUUGGGGAAAACUAAGGACAUUAAGUUAUCACGGUUACGGACCUUUGAUAUACACCUGUUGUGGCGGUACUAAAGAUUCAACGGGAUGUACUUCUGGAAACCUUCACGUUUGGAAUGGACCUAAGGAGAUAACAGUGAAUUCAUCGUUUACCGAAACUGAACCCGUCAAGUAUCGACCCAGGAGACUGCACUGGGGAGCGUAUAGUUUAGAUUGUGAAAUGUCUUACACCGUGAAAGGACUCGAAGCUGUAAAAAUUACAGUUGUCGGCAUUUCCGGCAAUCCAGUUUAUAACGCAUUUAUAAAACCUAAGAAUAAGAUUGUAGAUUUCAAUACGAGAUUUAGUGGCGUAAGUGAAGUGGAUUUUGUGAAAAAUAAUCCUAAAAGUUUAGAGGAAGUGCAAAGAGAUUUGAAAAAAUUCAUCUUUGAUGAAACAGUGGUGGUCGGUCACGGACUAGAAAACGAUUUUAAAGCGUUAAGACUUAUUCACAAGACCGUCGUAGACACGGCGUUCACAUUUCCCCAUUCGAGAGGGUUGCCCUACAAACGUUCGUUAAAAGGUUUAACCAGUGAUUGUCUACAACGUAAUAUUCAAUGUAGUGAGUCGGGCCACGAUUCUUUUGAGGACGCGCGCGCAUGUAUGGAGCUUAUGAUAUAUCGAGUGAGACGAGAUUAUAAACUAUGCCAUUAACGGCUGCAAUUUCUAUACUAAACAAGUUUAGUAACUACCUAGGUUUGAAUUCAAUCAGUAACUGUUAAUGGCAUAGUCCAAAUCACAAUGAAUUUGUUCAUUUAUCUGGUUUGUUAAAUUUACUCAUACAUGUUAAAUUUAACAGUUGGAGAAGUGUGGAGAUUUGGGUGAUUAAUAAUUAGUAAAAUAGAGAUUGACUUAAGAGGUUGUGAUUUAGUAUUCUGUCAGUAAGAGGGUAGGCAAACAUUUCUUAAUAACAUUUUUUAUUUGAUUUUAAUAUUUCUCGAAUAAAUAUUGUAUGUUUCGUACACUGCUAAAAUUUUAAUUAUUUGAGUUAAUGAAGUUAUUAAACAUUUUUUAUAUAAAACUACUUGGACAAAUGUUUUGCAACAGAGCACACUUAUAUCUGAUUUCUUAAAACUUUUCAAUAUUUUUAAAUGCUUUUCUACCCUUUUUUUAUUUAUAUUAGAAUGUUACACAUUUCAUUAUUCAUCAGCUUUUAUUUAUUGUAAACGCCAAUCAUAUUUUCACUGUUUCUUUAUAUCACUAACAUAUCAAGUUAAUGUUACUGUUUCAUAGAAUAUAAUUUUUAGUAUUAGAUGUGAUACCCAGAAUCUCAUUUUUUUCACAAACUUGAUUGUGAUAUUUUGUGGCUUUACUUGACUGUUUUACAACCCAAGACUUUCUCAUAAAGUGACCUUAUCUUAAGUAACAAACUUGAAAAAUGUAAAAUAUUAAAUAUAAGCUGUGAUAGUGCUUGUUUCAUAUUUUAUUAUAUUUAAGUAGUAUUAAAAUUACAGUUCAACAUAAUAGUAAUAUCAAGGAUGACAUAUUUAUACAUUAUAUAUAUGUCUUUCAUAAUUUUUACAUUUUUUUUGAGUUCGGACUAAACUUAAAUGUAAAAUAUAAAAACAAUAUAUUGUAUUUAAAUUUUAUAAAAAUCAUUUUUUUUGUCUGUAACUUUGUUAGUUCCUAAGAUUGUACUCACAGUGAUGAAAUUACUUUCCUAUCUGUUUUAAAUUAAACUAUUGCUUUUAAUAUAAAAAUUGAAACAUGUAUUACUGUGAUAUUAUCUUAAGUAAAUUUAAAUUAUUUUUGUAUACUUAUUUGUGGUGCUUUAAAUUUUUUUGGACCGCAUUUUUAUGUUUCUUUUUAAUUGGUUGACGUUCAGUCAUCAUUUUAGUUUGCCUGAAAAAUUGAAUGAAAGUAAUUACCUCAAGCAACUUUUUAUUUUGCAUACUGCCACUACUUAUCAAUCAUUGUAUAAAUAUAUUUUGACUGAAAGUAUGUUUUAAUUUGAUUAUAGUGUUUAAGUAUUAUUUUGCGGUAUUAGCAUAUUUUGUUUUCAAGAGAAAAUAUGUUAGGACAAAAUGGCUGUGUUUGUGAAAAAUGAAGUAGUUUGAGAAAGUAAACUAUUUUUAUAAUAAAAUUUACUAUAUUAUG